AUGAAUAAAAAGAAAUUAAAAGCACACUUCUUUGUUUUAUAUAUAAUAUGCUCAUGCUUCAUUUUAAUACUUUCUAUUAAACAUGAUAAAUAUAAUAAUGAAUCCAAAAAAAAAAAUUUUUUUUUUAAUAUAAGAACAAAAAUAAUCUUCUAUAAAUUAAAAAAAGUUAACCAAAUUAAAAAUGCUCCUCAGUUAUACAUACAAUUUUACAAACCCAAAUAUUAUAAAACUACGCAUUCUUUAAAGGGCAUAUUUGAUGAAAUAUCAGGAAAUAAAAAUCCAGAAAAUCCAAAAAAUAUAGAUCAAUACAACUUAACACCAAAAUUGAAAAAAACAGUUGAACUCUUUCAAUCGAUGCCCAACAGUCCAUAUUACAAAAGUCAACAAGUGAUAUUAAUGGGAAAAAAAAUUCCACCAAUGCCUGAUAAAUAUAAAAUUAGACAAAAUCAAGUUUUGGGGUGUCAAUCAGUGGUAUAUAUUUACCCAAAAGUAGAAGAAAAUGAAGAUAAAAAAAAAGUUAUUGUAUGGUUGGGUCAUUCAGACGGAUUGUUAACAAAAGGAAUAGUUUACAUAUUAACAGACGGUUUAAGUGGACAUACGCCUGAAGAUAUUUUAAAAGUAAACCCCAAUUUUAUAACACUUACUGGUAUUUCAGAAUUUUUAACAAUGAGCAGAAUAAAUGGUUAUUUAAAUAUUAUGAACAAAAUAAAAAUAUUCUGCACCAAUAUAUUGAAGAAUAUGGACAAUUAA
Molecule: messenger RNA, 750 nt
Organism: Plasmodium adleri (nom. inval.)
Lineage: Eukaryota; Apicomplexa; Aconoidasida; Haemosporida; Plasmodiidae
Product: cysteine desulfuration protein SufE
Exons: 4
Coding region: 1-750 (249 amino acids)
Source: RefSeq, a predicted model, not a curated record